Molecule: messenger RNA, 2859 nt
Organism: Schistosoma spindalis
Lineage: Eukaryota; Metazoa; Platyhelminthes; Trematoda; Strigeidida; Schistosomatidae
Source: the annotation of a GenBank genome assembly
AUUCUUAAGCUAUGCGCUACUUUACUGUUUAAUGAUGAAGUAUGGAGUUGGAAAAUAUUGUUGCAAAUACGGUGUAUAUAAAGGCUAAACGAAGUGGAGCUGAUGGAGACAAAGGUCGAAGCCGAAAGUGGAAAACAUUAUUAGCCUUCCCUCACAUAUCUAAUUGUUUAUACUUGAAGAAAUCUUUAGAUUUGAGUUAUGAUUUUAUUGUGGAGCAGCAGCCGAUCGGAAAGAGACUGUUUCGGUUGUUCUGUAGAAGCAAUAAUUUCAUUUCGGAUGUCGUCGAUUUUGUGGAUUCUAUUAACACAUUUGCGGUGUGCAUUCCCAACGAACGUCAAAAGAUUGGAUUGGAAAUCUAUCGCAGGUUUCUCUCAGACAUGAGUGGCAAAAGGUUCCAUCAGCUUGGAAACAUUGACGAUAACUCAGUGUUACAUGCUCUAGAAGAGUCGAAUGACGCCUAUCCUGACAAAGAACUCUUUCGUUCAAUCCUCAAGAUCCUUGAAGAUUUCUUACGAAAUUCACCAUUUUCUGAAUUUCUAAAUUCAGUCUACUUCAAUCGCUAUCUUCAAUGGAAAUGGCUAGAAAAAACACCAGUCACCAAACACACCUUUCGAAUGUACCGAGUCUUAGGCAAAGGGGGAUUUGGAGAGGUGUGUGCCUGUCAAGUUCGAGCAACUGGGAAGUUAUACGCAUGCAAGAAAAUGGAGAAGAAACGCAUGAAAAAACGUCAUGCAGAAAAUAUGGCCAUGAUGGAAAAGGAAACAUUACAACGAGUCAAUUCUCGCUUUGUGGUCAAUCUGGCGUAUACUUUUGAAACUAAAGAUGCUUUGUGCCUAGUUCUUACAAUUAUGAACGGUGGUGAUCUAAAAUUUCAUAUACAUAAUAUGAAUAAUGGCAGUGGUUUCAAUGAGAAUCGAGCAAGAUUUUAUGCCGCAGAAAUCACUUUAGGUUUACAACAUAUGCAUACACAAAAUAUUGUUUAUCGUGAUUUAAAACCAGAAAACAUUUUGAUUGAUGAUCAAGGACAUGUUAGAAUUUCGGAUCUUGGCUUGGCCGUAUAUAUUGAACCUGGUGGUACAGCUAAAGGAAGAGUUGGAACAGCUGGUUAUAUGGCACCUGAAGUAGUCAUGAAUACACGUUAUACAUUCAGUCCCGAUUGGUUUGGAUUAGGUUGUAUUGUUUAUGAAAUGAUUAUGGGACAAGCACCAUUUCGUCGACGUAAAGAACGUAUUCGACGUGAAGAAGUUGAUCGUCGUGUAUGUGAGGAUACAGAAGAAUAUAAUUAUAAAUUUUCAGAUAAUUCAAAAAGAUUUUGUCAGUCUCUUUUACAAAAAGAUCCACAUUGUCGACUUGGUUGCGAUGAUGCUGGUCCCGAAGGUGUUAAACAUCACAACUGGUUUUCCUGUAUCAAUUGGGUACGUUUAGAGGCUGGACUUGAGGAUGCACCAUUUCUUCCUGAUCCUCAUGCAGUUUACGCAAAGGAUGUUUUAGAUAUUGAACAGUUCUCUACAAUUAAAGGUGUUACUUUAGACAAUAAAGAUAUAGAAUUUUAUAAGAAGUUUUGUUCUGGUGCCGUUAGUAUACCAUGGCAGAAUGAAAUGUUAGAAACUGGUUGUUUCGAUGAUUUAAAUGAAUUUUAUAAAUCUGAUGGAACUUUAGUAGAUAAUUUAAAUCCAGAUACUCCACCUAUUCAACAAAACUCCUCUCAUAGUCAAAGUUUUUUCAGUAGAUUGUUUAAGCGUAAACAUCGACCUCAUGGUCCGCCUAUUGAUGAUAAUCAACCAGUAAUUAAUAAUAAUAAUAACCCAGUAGAUACUGAAGAACAAAUAACAACGAGUGGUGUUUCAUCAGGAUUAGAAAAACCUAAUAAAUCUGAUUUAUCGAGUGCUGAAACCAAGUUUUCAAGUAAAGAGCAUUCAUUUAAACAAGAAAAAAUUGUUAAAUCCGAUUGUUUAACAUCUAUAUCAACUAAUACACUCUGUACUCAAAAUGAUAUAAAGACUGAUGAUUUUCUUACAACAAAAGCACCAAUAUCUAUAACAACUAAUAGUCAUUAUAGUGUGGAUUCUAGCGCUGUAUCUCAUAAAAUUAUCAAUUCAAAGCAUCAACGUCCACAUUUUUGUACUUGUUUCUCAGCUCUAUGCUGUUCUCGUAUAAAAUGAUUUCUAUUUGGCUUUUGAUUUUUUUAACUAAAGAAAAAUCAUUGUCUUCAUCUGUAUGUUUACAAUUUUACUGUUAAUCAAUUAUCUUCUGUAUUGAAUUAACUAAAUUCAAUUAUUAAUUAAAUCAGUUAUCUUCUAAUGUUUCAUGUUACUUUUCUAUUUUCCCGAAAAAGGGACAUCCUUUUUAAUGAUGGAUCGAAUUUCCUCCUAUUUACGGCAUUUAUAUAUUUCCAAUAACCUUAACUUCUAGGUUCUCAAUGAGAAUUUCUACAGUUUUCAAACAAUUUUACUUCAAAUUUUGUAAUUUUAUUCAAAUUCAAUUCAGUUUGUUUUAUGUGACAGACCGCAUUUUUAUUGGUAAGUGUACAAUUAAGCAAGAAAAUCAAACAAUAUGAUAAUUGGUCUUUCUUAUUUUUAUGUUAUUAUUAUUAUUAAGGAUGAUGAUAGGCAUAUUCCAUUACGUACCUGCUUACUUGCUUAUUUGUUUGCUUCCUUGUGUUUAUUUGUAUAAAUUUAUCUUAUCAAUAAUUAGCGCCUGAUCUAUCUGUCCUAUUUAUCUACAAAUCAAUUUUAAUCUCCAAAAGUUUUGUUUUAUUUAUUAUUGUUUUGUAAACACUUUAUUUAUCUAUUUGAUGUAGAAUCCAUUUCAACUUUGAACACCUAUGUAUGUCUGGUGACCUACAUUUUAAUGUAAUGC